CACCGACUAACAACUCGCAAUCAUGUUGGCUGUUUAUGCACUAUCCGCCGUCUAUUUGUCUCUGUCCGUCUUCACCGUCGCCUUCACCGAAUCCACCGUCGCGGACGACGCCGGAAACUCUCGGGAAGUAAAUAGAAGUUUUUCUUUUACAUGCCGUCACGUCAAUCGUAAAAAAAAAUAGAUUCCUUUGAAAGUGAUAAUGGAAUUGAAUCAAGUAACAAAUGUUUCAGAACUGUUUAUUAAAUUCAUGCCAGACACAAAUAUGAAUGAUGCUCAAAAACUUUAUACCACCAUAGGUUUCCAAAAUCGUAAUGCAUAUAGCACGGAAAUAAAAACAACGUUAAUACCUAAAGCGGCAAGCUGUUCUAUUGAACUUCAAACGAUCUGUCUUAAAGACACUGAUGAUCUUAGUUCAUAUUAUUAUCCAAUGUGUACUCGAGUAAACCGAUGUGGAGGUUGCUGCGGACAUGAUUUAUUGGCAUGUCGACCAACUAAAAUCGAAAUCCUCAACUUCGAAGUUAUAGUUUUACAGUAUAAAGGAUCGCAGGAAUCGGGGAAAUUUGAAUUUAAAGGUCUAAAAUCAGUGUCAGUAGACCAACAUUUGAAUUGCAAGUGCGAUUGUAUUAUUGAAAAAGAAAAUUGCACACCUUUACAAAUAUAUAAUCCUAACGAAUGCGGUUGUAUGUGCACCAAUGAAGAAGAUCGUCAUGAGUGUCAUGAUGAAUAUGGGUUAAAAUUGUGGAAUUCAACAGCUUGUACGUGCCGAUCAUUGUAACUGAAGAAUAUACUUCAGGACUUAACAGUGUUAUGCUUGCGAGUAAACUUGAGUUUUUAAACUAUCUGUUUAAGACUUUAUUCAAAGUUACAAUGUAUAUAUAUUUCAGGUGGAAGCUAAUUAUAAACAAACACAAACAAAUGAAAAAUUAAAUAAGCUUACUGAACA
This is a messenger RNA of Rhopalosiphum maidis (corn leaf aphid), 943 nucleotides long. RefSeq names its product vascular endothelial growth factor A-like. NCBI's taxonomy places the organism in Eukaryota, Metazoa, Arthropoda, Insecta, Hemiptera, Aphididae. Gene Ontology annotation, biological process: positive regulation of cell population proliferation; positive regulation of protein autophosphorylation. The transcript has 6 exons. Gene Ontology annotation, molecular function: growth factor receptor binding; growth factor activity. Gene Ontology annotation, cellular component: membrane. The record is from RefSeq and is a predicted model, not a curated record. Bases 200 to 775 code for a protein of 191 amino acids.